Monopterus albus (swamp eel) is the source of this 832-nucleotide messenger RNA. RefSeq lists its product as uncharacterized. NCBI's taxonomy places the organism in Eukaryota, Metazoa, Chordata, Actinopteri, Synbranchiformes, Synbranchidae. Gene Ontology annotation, cellular component: cell-cell junction; membrane. The transcript is spliced from 4 exons. The record is from RefSeq and is a predicted model, not a curated record. Bases 29 to 697 code for a protein of 222 amino acids.
ACUUCCUCUGUGUUAUUUCGCUGUUACGAUGAGACUCCUGCUUAUUGCAUUCCUCCAAGUAGCACUAGCUGAUCCCCCCAAAGAAGUCUCUGGGUACAUUGGGGAAACCAUCACCCUGCCCUCAGGAGCUGAGCCAUCAUGGACUCUCUCAGAUAUUUAUUGGUCAAUAUUUCCCAACAACACUUGGAUUGCCACCUAUGACAAUAAGGAGGAAAACACUGACCGCAUCAGUCAGUAUAAAGGGAGGCUCAGUCUAAACAUCAAGUCAGGUGACUUGACAAUCCGUAAUUUGACCACAAAGGAUGCCAUGGAAUACACUGUAGACCUUACCAAUGCUGCAGGAAAGAAUAAUGAAAACAAGAUUAAGGUCACUGUAAAACAACACCUCCAGAAACCAAACAUAAAGACCUCCCCAGCUGGAUCUGCAGGAGAAGACUGUUGGAUGGUGAUGCAUUGUUCUUCACCAGAUAAAGAUGUUGGCCUCUCCUGGCAGGUUAAACCUCCAAGUGUGACUAACUACCCCACGAUUAAUCCAGACAACAACUCUACAUUUCUUUUAGUAUUUCUUAACACCACACAAAAUCCUGUUGACGUCACCUGCACCUUCAGCAAGAAUAUGGAGAAUACCUCAACUGUUGUUACUUUGAAGUAUGAUGGUAAGCUUUAUUUUGUGGUAGUUACAUUUUGGAACAUGUAACAUGCAAGCACAAUAUAAGGUAAGAUGACAACUUAAAAGAUCUACAUUAAGGUCAUUAUUAUGUCACUUAAUAUCAUGCUUUAGUGAUGUGUAUUCUUUAACACAUUUUCUAUUAAAUUAGCACAAACCAGUUCA